Funneliformis mosseae is the source of this 1611-nucleotide messenger RNA. The record is from the annotation of a GenBank genome assembly. Lineage: Eukaryota; Fungi; Glomeromycota; Glomeromycetes; Glomerales; Glomeraceae.
AUGUACUCGUUCCAAAUACUUCGCGCAUUUCGUCACCGUUUCCUUGCCUUAAGAAACAUUUCAGUGCGAUCUGUUUCUUCAGUCACGAACCUUCCUUAUAUAGAAACCAACACAAGAAAGAAAUUAGAAGCAUCAUUACCAAGUUCUAAUGGAAUAACACAAAUUACAACUCUGCCAAAUGGUGUACGUGUUGCAACUGAAAAUACCCCAGGUCAUUUUUCGGCCGUUGGUUUGUAUAUUGAUGCAGGAUCUAGGUACGAGACACCACGAACUUUGGGUACAAGUCAUAUAUUAGAUCGACUAGCAUUCAAGAGUACACAAAAUCAUUCAAUCGAACAAAUUAAUUCGAUAGUAGAUUCUCUUGGUGGCAAUAUAAUGUGUGCUAGUAGUCGUGAAACCAUUAUGUAUCAGUCUGCUAUUUUCUCUCAGGAUCUUGCUAAGACUAUAGCUCUUUUUUCAGACGUUAUUCGCAAUCUUUGUAUUACUCCAGAAGAAGUGGAGGAACAAAAGCAAACAGCACUUUAUGAAAUUCAGGAAAUAUGGCAAAAACCUGAAAUGAUAUUACCAGAACUACUUCAUACAGUGGCAUUUAAGGAUAAUACGUUAGGAAAUCCUUUGUUGUGUCCAGAGGAUAGACUUGCUAUGAUGACACCAAACUUGAUUAAAGAAUAUAUGUCAACAUGGUAUCGUCCAGAGCGAAUGGUUGUAGCCUUUGCUGGAUCUCAACAUGAAGAUGCUGUUGAACAGACGAUGAAAUAUUUUGGCGAUAUGCCUAAAUCAGCUGAAUUUAAUGCACAUACUUUGUUACCAUUUACAACACCAAAACAAAAGCAAACAGGAGCAUCGUUCUAUAAAACAAUCACAACGGCAGCUUCAUCACUUCUUCAUGCAAAUUCAAAUUAUGCAACAGCAACUCAGAGAGCGCAUUACACAGGCGGUUCACUGUUUUUAAAUCACCCACUUCCGAAUACAUAUGUUAACAUUGCUUUUGAAGGGCUUCCAGUUCAUGAUCCAGAUAUCUAUGGACUUGCCGUACUUCAAAUGCUUCUUGGGGGAGGUGGAUCUUUUUCGGCUGGUGGACCUGGGAAAGGAAUGCAUACUCGUCUGUUUACACAUGUGCUUAAUAGGUAUCCAUGGAUGGAAUCUUGCAUGUGCUUUAAUCACUGUUAUACCGACUCUGGACUUUUUGGUAUUAUGGCAUCAUGUAAUCCAGAGUUUAAUACUUCCAUUAUAGAUGUUAUUGCACAACAAUUUGAUUUUGUAUCAGGUUUCGGAAGCGAAUGUAUAACACAGUUGGAACUUUUACGCGCAAAAAAUCAAUUAAAAAGUAGUUUGCUCAUGAAUUUAGAAUCCAGGAUGGUCCAAUUAGAAGAUUUGGGGAGACAGGUUCAGGUUUAUGGUUAUAAAGUACCUGUAGAAGAAAUGUGUAAAAAAAUUGAUAAUGUUACCUUGGAAGAACUUGUGAGAAUAGCAAGAAAAGUAGUUAGAGGUCAAGUACAUAAUGAGGGUAAUGGUACAGGUCAAGUUACAAUAGUAGCUCAAGGUGACUUAAAUGGAUUACAAGAUGUGCAAAAAAUAUGUGAAAAAUAUGGUCUAGGUAAAACUGGAUAA